Messenger RNA from Ylistrum balloti, 2040 nucleotides. Its product is annotated as sodium- and chloride-dependent glycine transporter 1-like. The record is from RefSeq and is a predicted model, not a curated record. The transcript has 16 exons. NCBI's taxonomy places the organism in Eukaryota, Metazoa, Mollusca, Bivalvia, Pectinida, Pectinidae. Gene Ontology annotation, cellular component: membrane. The coding region runs from base 1 to 2040 and encodes 679 amino acids. Gene Ontology annotation, biological process: sodium ion transmembrane transport.
AUGGUUAUACCUCCCAGGAGGUUUAGUCAGCCGGCUACUUUGGUGUCGCCACAUCGAACAACAUUAUGUGGGAUGUCCACAUCCUUAUCAUACAGGCAGAAAAAGAUAGUGGAGCGCGGAUCCUGGGGAAACCAGGUGGAGUUUUUCCUUUCCUGUGUGGGGUAUGCUGUAGGACUGGGAAAUAUCUGGAGGUUUCCCUAUCUCUGCUUCAGAAAUGGCGGAGGUGCUUUCCUUAUACCAUAUGUGCUGAUGCUGACAUUUGUCGGUUUGCCUGUCUUUUUCAUGGAGCUUGCCUUCGGACAAUUUGCUUCCUUGGGUCCAAUUUCGAUUUGGAGAGUCAACCCCCUGUUCAAAGGUAUUGGGUUUGCUUCCGUAUGUGUGUCCACUAUGGUAGCUAUAUACUAUAAUGUGGUGAUUGCCUACGCCCUGUAUUACCUCCUGGUAUCCUUGGUUAGUUUCGAUAAUAAUGUUCCCUGGGCCACCUGUGGGAAUGACUGGAAUUCUGACUUCUGCAUCAACAAUUUAACCCUCAUCGAAGACAGUAUGAACGACACGGAGAAACUCAACAUCCAACUAGAGCGGAUGAAUGUAUCCUGCGUACAAGGUACUAUAAUGAAUUAUGGACUGCCGUAUGAAAAUCUUACGUACGAAUUUGCAAAAAAGAAUCUCACCGAAUGCAGUUACGAAAGCUUAUACAAGACCUCUAGCGAAGAAUACUUCACUAACUUUGUAUUGAGACUGAAUGAGGUUAAGACUAUCGGAGAUGUUGGCGAAAUCAGCCCCAAAUUGACAGUUACUCUGCUUAUAGCUUGGAUAUUCAUUUUCUUCUCUUUGAUGAAAGGCGUCAAAUCUUCCGGAAAGGUCAUAUACUUCACAGCUACCUUCCCGUAUCUGGUGUUGGUGAUACUGUUGAUUAGAGGCGUCACACUGGAAGGUUACAAGAAAGGCAUAGAGUUUUACAUUGUGCCUAAGAUGGAAGAACUGGCCAAUCCGAGGCCAUGGAUUGAUGCUGCUAGCCAGAUUUUCUACUCCUUAGGACCAGCAUUUGGAAGUCUCAUAACAAUGGCCAGUUAUAACAAGUUCAAAAAUAACUGUUAUAGGGACGCCAUAUUGGUUUCCAUUAUUAACUGCGGGACUAGCGUGUUUGCUGGCUUUGUAAUAUUCUCUGUGUUGGGUUUCAUGGCUCACCUGACUGGCAAAGAUGUUAAGGACGUCGCUACCUCAGGUCCUGGCCUUGUCUUCAUUGCCUAUCCAGAGGGUAUUGCAAGAAUGCCUUUUCCUCCUAUUUGGGCCUUCCUGUUUUUCUUCAUGUUGUUGCUUUUAGGAAUGUCAAGUCAGUUUGGAAUGGUGGAAGGAGUUAUCAGCGCCCUUUCAGAUGAAUUUCCAGGUGUAUUACGUAAAUAUAAGCCAUACUGGGUAUUCUUUGUGUGUAUGACGCUCUUCCUACUGGGACUAACUAACGUUACUCAGGGUGGUAUUUGGGUGUUGACACUGAUGAACGAUUACUCGGGCUCAUAUGGGAUACUGUUCAUUGCCUUCUGUGAGCUGAGUGCGCUGAUGUGGUCAUAUGGACUGACAAAUUUCUGUGAUGAUGUUGAAAUGAUGCUGGGAUUUCGACCAAAUAUCUUUUGGAAAGCUACAUGGACAGUUAUAUCUCCGCUCAUCGUUCUUGCAAUCAUUGUGGCUUCCCUUGUACAGUUCGCACCGUCCGUUUAUGGUGAUUAUGAGUUCGAGAGCUGGGCACAAGGAAUAGGUUGGGCUAUGGUGGGACUUCCGGUUUUAUGUAUUGUCUUCGUGGGUAUUAUUCAGCUGGUUUCAUACGGGGGGUUUAAAGCUGCUAUGACACCAUUGGAUUCCUGGGGACCAGCAGAAGAAGAAUACAGGACAGGCAGAUACUCAGAUGCUUAUAAGCGAGCAAAUGUAGAGUCUCAUGGAUCAGAUAAUAAUGGGUACGUGUUAGACGACCAGCAUCCGGGAAAGGAAAAGAAUGGACAUCCCACUGUGGAAAUGACGGAGAUCGUAAUGGAUGAUAGAUUAUAG